UAGUUCAAGUGCUUCGUUGGUAGCGUUAAAUCGUGGGUCGUGUCGUGGUUUCGUUUGUAAAUUGUAUAUAAAUACUAUAGAUAUAUGUAAAAUAUUAAUAAUACAUUUUGCAAGAUUUUAAAUGUUUUGAUUUUUUUUUUGUUAAUUUAUUUGUGAAAUUACGGGCUUUUUCGUUUUAAUUUAAAAAAUUCAAGUGAAUUUCUAAUAAUUUUUAAAACGCAGUUAAUACAAAAGAAAUAAUUGAUUUAAGUUUGAAACUUGUUUUUUAGGAUUUGGCCUAAAUCUUUUCUCUAUAUUUUUUUGAUCCCAAUAAAACGAGACGUACAACGAUGUCACAAUUGAUGUUCUGGAAUAAGCAAAAUAAUAAUAACAACAACAAUAACAACAAUUCAAACAAUAAAGAGGCCACAAACGAUGCAAAGAAUGCCAAAAAGAAUUGGUUACACACGCCAGACGCACUUGUCAAUGGUCAUGUUGUCUAUCUAGUCAAGUUUUUUGGAAAUCUUAUGGUUGAUCAACCUAAAGGCAUUGAGGUAGUCAAGGAUGCCAUACGUAAAUUACAAUUUGCGCAACAAAUGAAAAAAGCUGAGACAGGGACUCAGGAGAAAUUUAAGAAAGUCGAAAUAACAAUAAGUGUGGAUGGAGUGGCAGUGCAAGAACCACGUACUCAAAAGAUACUGCAUCAAUUUCCUCUACAUAAUAUAUCAUACUGUGCAGAUGAAAAAGGUGUUAAGAAGUUCUUCAGUUUUAUAGCUAAAAAUGUGAAGCCAUUAGAUGGGAACGGAAACAUGAAUGGUUUAAGUAGUAACGUCAGUUCCAACAGCAGCACUGGCGGCAGCAGCAAUACACCAGAAUCGCAUGAGUGUUUUGUGUUCAUAUCUAAUAAGUUGGCUUCAGAUAUAACAUUGACCAUUGGUCAAGCUUUUGAGUUAGCCUAUAGAAAAUACAUGAACACCACCGAAAAAACGGAAUUGGGUAAAGCACAACAACAAAUUGCUGACUUGGAAAAAACGGUUACGAUCUAUAAAAAUCGUCUGCGUGAGUUAUCAACUAAAAUUUCUAAAGCCGAUUUAGAUACAUUACUAUUUAAAAUGGGCAUUAAAGAUAUUUUAGAAGUAUCUAAUGAGAGCAGUAAUCCACUUGCAAAUGGCAAUGGCAUUAAAAUGACUAACGACGAUAAGUUAUUGAUUGAUACGAAUUCAAGUCAUUCUAAUAAAUCUUCCAAUUCGACAUCGUAUGUGCCUAUGGUGCCGCCACGUAACUCAAUACAAAGCCAAAUUUUGCAUAAAUCCAGCAGCCAAAAAAUGGAGGAACUCUUACUCAACUCUGAUUCAGAUAGUGACUUCGACCCACGUGCUGAUGAAUCGAUUGACAGCGGUAGCAGUAAAAAUGACAGCAGUGAUUUAUUUGGCUUUGAACCAGCGAAAACGUAUGGUCAGCAAUUAUUUAAUAAUAAUAGCGAAAGUAAAUUGAACAAUAAUGGCACUAUUAAUAAUAUAAAUAGUUUUACAAACGAGAUCAACAUACCGCCACCAUUACUUGCACCACCACCAAAAAUGGCUGCAUCAAGACGCAGCACUUCAACAACCAGUAACAACAACAACAAUAUCAAUACUACUAACAAUAAUAACAAUCAUAUUUUGAAUGGAAAUGCGGAUUUGUUCGGUUCAGAUCCAUUCGACGUUAAUGGACCUAGUAUUUUUACGAAUAAGCUAAGCAGCAUUUCAGUUGAUGAUUUUUCACUGGAAAGUCUCGAUCCAUUAAGGAAGUGAGCUAUGCAACAACUCUACAGCCAGCAUUCCAAACUUUACUCUAAUAAAAAUGAUAAGAACAUUCCACUUUAAGGCAAGUGAGAAAUUAAUGUACUUGCAGUUUUUGUUGAUGUCGACCUUUAAUUCCUUUCGUAUGCUGCUUCUUCAUUGUAUUAUUAUUAAAUUUAAUAUAUUAAAUCGAAUACUAUUUACCGUAAAUGAACAUAAAUGAAUAACUUAGUAAAUAUUCUAAUUAGUUUGUCUUUUGUAUAUUUAAUUAAAAACAAUCAGCAU
Messenger RNA from Teleopsis dalmanni, 2045 nucleotides. RefSeq names its product PTB domain-containing adapter protein ced-6 (gene ced-6). The transcript has 7 exons. Lineage: Eukaryota; Metazoa; Arthropoda; Insecta; Diptera; Diopsidae. The record is from RefSeq and is a predicted model, not a curated record. The coding region runs from base 330 to 1772 and encodes 480 amino acids.